CCGACGAUGUACGGAUACCAGAGCGUUUUGCAGAUCAUACUCUUUGCAUGGACUUAGCUGGUUCAAACCAACGAUUAUUCCCCAUUACCCCUGACCCGAGCCCGCCGACCGAGAAUGACGAGAUCACCACACCUUGCGCACUCUGUCACCGCCGCUGUCGUCUCAAGUCCCAUAGAGCUUGGGUGCUGGCACGAGCACGAGAGCCUCCGCGACCGGCGGCGGCUGACGCGACGAAGCAGAGCCUAGAUAAAACAAGAGCCAAGCACCUUGAGGAUCUCUACCAGCAGAAUCCAGGUCACGACCUGGCAUAUACUAAAUCCUACGCGUUCACUCGGGCUUUGCCAUCGUCGGUACCUCAUGGAGUCAAUUCAGGCCGACUGGAUGGUUUUCAUGAACUUCCUAUCCCCGGUGGCCAACGUCCAGAGUUACACCAGGCUGUCUACAAUCUGCUCAAUUCCAAAAUCGGCUCGGCUACAGCGUUUCCCUUACCGACUGGUCUGGCGGUCAAUGACAUAGGCGGUAGUAUGAUCAUACCCGUCAUGACAAACUCCACCUUGUGCCUCAGUGUCAUCGCAGCCUGGAAAGGUGUUCAGGUCCUGACCAACCACGCUCCCGACUAUCAAUAUCUGUACUACGAAGCACAAGCCCUGCAAUCUCUCCGGAAACGACUGCUCAGUCAAGGACGUGGUGCACUCACGGACGAGGCCAUCAUGGCGUCGACGUUGUUGUGGGCGACCGCGACAAUGUUCGCCCAGCCUGAAGCGUUGAGACGUCACGCGACCGGGGUUCGGUCAAUCGUGACCGCCCGAGGUGGUCUCCAUAAGCUCGGCUGUGGCAACGCGAUACAACAAUUGAUCCUCUGGGCGGAUUUCCUUACCGCCCAGUUUUUGGCCGAGGACGUCCUGUUCAAAGAGGUUGAUGCCGAACCACUGCGUAUUCCUCCUUCCCUACUCAGGGUGCACGAGUCCUUCAAGAUCCCCGAAGCAUUUGCUACUGUUUUGCGGCCAGAGACUCUCGACGCUGUCAAGGUUCUACGCCUGCUCCUAGUGUGUCACGACAAGGCCACCCGGACUGGACGUGUAUCUGUUGCUGAAUACAAAGCUCUGAUGCAACUACUGAACCAGAGUACGAUAAAAAGAAUCCACUUGGAAUUCAAACUAAAAGACUCUAAAAGUAUUGACGAGUGUGUCGUGCUGGCCAUGAACAUGAUGCGACUCACAGCCUUGUUCUACGCCGGACAUCUGUUCGGUAUAGUCACGAGGGUCAUUGUACGUCUACGAGAAGCAAUCGACCUCCAAGCCGGUCAGUUCAGAUGGUUCCAGUGUCUCGACCUAUGUAUCUGGGCCUCCUUCGUCGGCUUGGUGAAUGAUUUCAAGACCCCCGAACGAAGCCGGUUUGCCGACCUUCUGGCGAGAUUGCUGAUGAUCAAGUAUGAGGCCGGAUGGCCUGACUCCUGGCGAGCGGAAACUCUGGAGAUGCUACGGUCUUUUCUGUGGUCUGAAGCCAGAUUGACCGAUCUAUACGACGGUGCAUGCCAGAUGAUUACCGCCAGAGUCGAUCCGCGAGCGACAUCGGAAUCAGAAUGAGAUUGUAACAAGGUUUCAACUCCAGCAUUAAAGCAGCUGACUAGGACAUUUAGCCCCACGGACGUGCUCUGGGUUGCUCGUAUAAAGGGAAGAACAUCAACUACUUCAAGCAUGAUAUUUGGAGUGAACUCUGUAUGAUCUCGGACAAUGCUUUCCGGGUGGAAUGUUCCGGCUGAUAUGGUGAUCCCCCCUUACUUUCAGGAUUCCAGUGACUGGAGGACAUAUAUCUACUAAUUCCAUUGCUGAUUGUAAACAUGUAAUCG
Molecule: messenger RNA, 1849 nt
Organism: Exophiala oligosperma
Lineage: Eukaryota; Fungi; Ascomycota; Eurotiomycetes; Chaetothyriales; Herpotrichiellaceae
Exons: 2
Coding region: 48-1586 (512 amino acids)
Source: RefSeq, a predicted model, not a curated record